GCCUCCACCUGCGCUAUAAUUACCAAUUCGGUUCAAAACUCACUGGAGCAUGUUCAAUUGCAAGAUGGAACCAAAAAUUUAGAUCUACCUUUCAUCAGCAUCAGUUCCUGCACCUCACGAUUCACGACAAUCUCAGAGCUUCAAAAUGGCCCACUCAACACUCUCCUCCAAAAUGACCUCCCUCCUCAGCGCCCGCAAAGCCAACUCCGCCUUCCGCACCCUCACAGUAUCCCCCCCAACCUCAAAAGACUUCUCCUCCAACGACUUCCUCUCGCUGUCCACCUCGCCUGUCCUCCGCACCGCCUACCUCUCAGAACUCACCUCACACCCCGAUUUCCGCCUCGGCAGUUCUGGCUCCCGCCUCCUCGACGGAAACUCCCUCUACGCCGAAACCCUUGAAAAAGAGAUUGCGGAGUUUCAUGGUGCUGAGGCUGCGUUAUUGUUUAAUUCCGGGUUUGAUGCAAACGAGGGCCUUUUUGCUUGUGUGCCGCAGAGAGGCGAUGUCGUGGUUUAUGAUGCGUUUAUUCAUGCUAGUGUGCAUGAAGGGAUGAGGUUAUCGAGGGCGGGAAGGAAGGUUAUGUUUGAGCAUAAUUCUGUUCCGGAUUUGGAGAGGGUUUUGAGUGAGUUGGCGAGGGAUGAGGAGGUGAGGGACGGCGAGAGGAAUGUUUUUGUAGCUGUUGAGAGUUUGUACUCGAUGGAUGGGGAUUUAUGUCCUUUGAAGGAAAUCGUUGAGUUGGUUGAGAGGAUGCUUCCGAAUGGGAAUGGCCAUAUUAUCGUGGAUGAGGCUCAUUCGAACGGUAUUUAUGGCUCUCAAGGACGAGGGGUUGUCUGUAGUCUGGGGUUAGAGGACAGGAUAUUUGCAAGACUUCACACCUUUGGCAAGGCAAUUGGUUGCAACGGAGCUGCUAUUCUCUGCUCCCCCCUGACAAGGGCAUACUUGAUCAACUAUGCUCGACCUCUCAUUUACACAACAGCAAUGUCCUUCCCCUCCCUGGCCGCCAUAAAAGUGGUGUAUGGUCUCAUGAAAGACGGAACAACCGUACCACUAAUAUGGCACCUUAACUCCCUCAUCACGCACAUGUACGAGCAGCUUCUCACGCUCCAACCGCUCACUACGGACUCAGCCCUCUUGCGACUCCCGCAAUCUCUCCCCAACUCACCAAUUUUUGCCCUCCUCACCCCAGAGCCACGGAGUUUGGCGAAGUGGUGUCAGGCUGCCGGGUUUGUGGUGAGACCGAUAGUUCCACCUACAGUGCCUGAAGGAACGCAAAGAGUCAGGGUCUGUUUGCAUGCAGGGAAUUCGAAACAGGAAGUUGAGGCAUUGGUGGCUAGUAUCAGGGCGUGGCUGAUUGCCAGAAGGAGGGCUGAAUCGGCUGAAGGAAUUGUGGAGAGCUUAGACGUGAAAGCUAGAUUAUGAGAUGACGACAACGAGGCUGGAUCUGACUGCGAGGAGAAUCUGGUCCUAAGUCGCGAAGGUUAGAGAUCAGCACACGCUCACAUUGCAUCAUAGAGCAGAGCGCCUUAGAGGUCAACUCCAGAGUGAUGUGUAUACUAUUUUGAGAUGCGAAAGAUAGAACUUGUCGCUCGCGCUGAGCCCAGUACUGUAUAUAUCUUCACCUCGCUUACAUCUAAGCGAGCUCAAAGAGAAAAAAAUGCAACUCUACCACGCCCCAC
Molecule: messenger RNA, 1674 nt
Organism: Hyaloscypha bicolor E
Lineage: Eukaryota; Fungi; Ascomycota; Leotiomycetes; Helotiales; Hyaloscyphaceae
Product: PLP-dependent transferase
Exons: 3
Coding region: 146-1417 (423 amino acids)
Biological process (GO): biosynthetic process
Molecular function (GO): pyridoxal phosphate binding
Source: RefSeq, a predicted model, not a curated record